AUGGAGCGAGUCCGUAGAGCAGUCAGCAGGGCUUUUUCAUCAGUGUCAUCCCGCAGAUUUUUGAAUGGUCUGAGACGUCGCCUCAGAGGUGGAAGGAGUCAAGGCCGUGGUUCGAGCACCACAGCACCAGCAGAAGAACCUCCUCUGGCUCGCUCUCUUCCUCCAGAGGCUAAAGAAGAGGCAAAGGACAACUUACCUGCACGUGCUGUCAGUCCAGGGCCGGAGCAUCUGGAACCAGCCCCAGCAGGAGAGAUUCUUGCCAGUCAGGACUGCUGGGCCCAGGCAGGAGAGGCGGAGCAGCAGGAGAGCAUGGAUAGAGUGUGCGAAGCCCGGGAUUUCAGAUGGGAGCAGUUGUCUGCCCUUGAGAGAAAGCACCACUCCUCGCUAGCCCGGGCCUUUGAAACGUCAGCAGAGACAGCGGAGGAAUUGCAGCCUCACAGGGAUCUGCUGAAGGAAGAGGUUCCUCUGGCGGUGCCAAAGGUUUGCCGCCCACAGGGGCCGUCCCCCAGGGUUCUGGAGAGGCUGCUCCAGGAGUCCUCUCGCCAAGGGGACACGCUGUCCCAGGUGUGCAGAGAGGAAACGGUGCUGGCACAAGAGAAGGCUGCCCUGGAAGCCCAGCUGCCAGGCACGGAGCGGAAGCUACGAGGCCUUUCCAAGCAGCUGGUAGAGACCAGGUCAGUGAAGGAGAGCCUGCAAAGCAGCCUGCAGGCGGCUCAGCGGCGCAUCUCGGAGCUGGAGAUGGCCAGGAGCUGUCUGGAAGGCCAAGUUCGCACAGCCACGCAGGCCAAGGAGGUGAUACUUGAGGAUGUGAGGGGCCUUGGUCGUGAGCUGCAAGCUGUAAGAUCUCUCAGCAAGCAGCAAUGUGAAGAAAUGGCCCAACAGCUCCGCAGGAUGGAAGAGCAGUACAUCAAGGCUCUCAGACUCUGGCAAUCUGCUCAGGAAGAGGAAAAAAGGAAGCUCCAGGAAAACUUGGAGAGACAGCUGGAACAACAGCGUUUGGAGGCGCAGCAGCAGCUGGAGGAACAGGCAAACCUCGUGGCAGAGCUCCAGCAUCAGAAGGCUGCUGUCUUAACCAGAAUGCACCAGAUGGAGAGAAAGCUAAUCCGAAGCCAGCAGCAAGUCGAGCAGCUGAGGCUGGAGCUGAGUAAGGAGCGGGAGAAUGGGCAGAUGGACACAGGCUCUGCAGCAGCGUCCUCCAAAGAAGGAGUCUCCCCUCUGCAGCCUGAAAACUCGAGCAUGGACAGUUCAUGCUGGUCAAGCCAGGAGAGAGAGAAGCAAUGCCUGAAGAUGCUGAGGAGCAUUGUGAGCAUGGCAGAUCCAGCAGAGAAAUACACUGGCUGGCAACAUAUUGGCAGUGGGUGAGUGCAGCCACACUUCCUUCUACACAACUAUGGGCCAGGUAUUUUGGUGGUGCAGUAUCAAGUGGGAAGUCAGGCAAGCUGCAAGCAUCUUCAGAGCCCGGCUUUAGAUUGUCCCUGUCUCAGUACUGAUCACAUGGCAUCAUCAAAGAUAACUGGAUGCUGCCAAAGUCUUGCCUGCUUUAGGGAGCAGCACCUGGAAGCCCUCCUGUCCCUCAAGCGUGUGGCACCAGUUUGCUUGUUUUCCUAGGAAACUUGGUUUUGUAUGAGUCAAAGUAAGACGGCCACACUAAGGAAGGAAGCAAAACCUGAGAGAGAGCUUCCCUCCUGAUAGCUGUCAGAUAACAGCUGUUUUCUUUCCAAAAUCUUGCUGAAAACAAUAUUCAGUGGUCAGGACACUAAGAAGGGCUGUGUGGUGUUGCCUGAGUUUAACGGAUAGAAUCAAGAGAGAGGUGAGAAGGCCCAACAGGCCUACGUGUUUCAUUGCCUGGAAAGGCACACCACACGCACAGACACAGAAAGGAAAAGGCAAAGAAA
Molecule: messenger RNA, 1895 nt
Organism: Prinia subflava (tawny-flanked prinia)
Lineage: Eukaryota; Metazoa; Chordata; Aves; Passeriformes; Cisticolidae
Product: trichohyalin-like
Exons: 12
Coding region: 1-1362 (453 amino acids)
Source: RefSeq, a predicted model, not a curated record